ACACUGUACUCACCUCAACGCGCUGAAAGCCUGGAAUUAACCGUACGAAAAACGAACGAAAUAAUUCACCUGCAAAUUCCGGUGGCCAAUGCCAUGCCAUGUCCGUAAUUGCCAAAUAAACCGGACAGCCAUGCUGUUGUGCGUCCUACAGCAACAGCAGCAGUUACAGGAGCAAAAUCAGAAGCAGCAGCAGCGGCAUUCGUAAGCAGCGUCAGGCCGUCAAAGUCGCAGUCGCUGUUGCCGUCGCUGUUGGCGUCGCUGUCGCAGUCGCAGUCGCAGCCGAACCCAAAACAAAGUGAACGACAAAAAGGACAGUGAAGAAGAACCAGGAUAUUUACGAAUCCUGGCGACAGCCCCAGGAUGACACCUUUUGACGACUUUGUCUAUUUGAUCAAUCACGUGCUGCUGGGCGAAGAGCCGACCAUCGAGGACUUCAUACUGCUGGUGGGCACCCUGGUAGCCUUCAUAGCCUUCAUCCUCUGGUGUUGUUUCCCCAUUCAGCCCAAGGAACCCGGUCCUCAUCGCCAGUUCACAUGCAAAAUCAUCCAGAAUCCCAUCAAGGCCUUUGAUGCCUCCACCAGUACAGAUGAUGCGCCUGCUAAUGCGGGAGCAGCUGCUGGAGGCUCCAGUUCGAGCAAUCUGCAGUACAACGGCAGCAGCGGUGCCAGCGGAAGCGGUGCAAGUGGAAGUGGAAGUGGCAGUUACAGCAAGAACGGCACCGUGGCCAUGCACAACUAUUAUGUUAAAAAUGGACACCAUUGCUGCACCUAAGACCAGGGUUCAGCAGCCACUCUACUACACCAUUUGGCCCAUCUGUCCCAUCCCCCGGUCCUGCCCAGGCCCAAGGCUGGCUGGCUGACAAGUAGACAGACGGUAGACAGAUGGCUUUUAGCUUAAUCGCUUAGCGUUAACGUUCACGUUUACGUUUCAGUGUUAAACGUUUACGUUGCGCCAAACCAUAAGUUACGUUAGCACUUUUUUCCAAAACGCGCACAGCCAUCCAUAUGCGUAUCGGCAUAUCGAUUGAGACUUGUGCCAAAUUGGUUCGACAGGUUGUUAGGGAGCAGCUGAAAGCUGCCACAUUGCAUUCGCAGGCACAUUUGAAUUGUAAUUGCUCAGACUGAUUUGUUUAAAAAGAAAGGAACAGAAAGGAGGAGGAUACAAGAGGAUGCAGGAGAAAGGAUACCAAGUAGCAGCAGUAGCAUGGCAGCUUAGGGUCAAGGCCACACACACACACACUCAGCCCUCGGCAAGUUUCUAAAACUUCCCAAUGAUAUCUAUUAUAUAUUAUAUAUAAAAGCAUGCGCUGAAAAUCGAUCAGACUUACUCUUAAGUAUUUAUUUGUGUGAAAAACCCAUCCAAGAAAUGAAAAUUGAAAAGGAAAACUCCAAGACAUUUGCCAACAAUGCAAGUUGAGCAAGCAAAAAAGAAAAGAAAGAAAGCUAAGCCCUUAAACAACAGACGGGAGGAGGGACUAAGACUCUCCCCCUAUACAUAUAUACAUAAUUAUUAUAUAUAUAUAUAUAUAUCUUUAAGAUG
Messenger RNA from Drosophila serrata, 1539 nucleotides. RefSeq lists its product as uncharacterized. NCBI's taxonomy places the organism in Eukaryota, Metazoa, Arthropoda, Insecta, Diptera, Drosophilidae. The record is from RefSeq and is a predicted model, not a curated record.